Oppiella nova is the source of this 1218-nucleotide messenger RNA. NCBI's taxonomy places the organism in Eukaryota, Metazoa, Arthropoda, Arachnida, Sarcoptiformes, Oppiidae. The record is from the annotation of a GenBank genome assembly.
AUGGAUACGACCGACGAGUCAAACGUGUCGUUCAUCGCAAACCCACUGCUCAUCGAAUACCUGAAGACUUCGGAUAACUUUGAGAGUGACUAUCAGAUGAACGCUACCAUCAAAUACAGUGUCUUAAUGUUCAGCUAUUCUGUCAUAUUCUUGGUGUCACUGAUCGGGAACUCCUUAGUGUGUAAAGUGAUACUCUGCGGACAGACAUCGCGUACGCUCACCAACACCUUAAUCGCCAACUUAGCCAUCAGUGACCUAUUGAUGACUAUAAUCAACAUCCCGUUCAACAUCGCGCGGUUCAUAUUAGACAACUGGCCCUUUGGACAGGUAUUGUGUGUGUUGGUGCCCUUCACACAGUCAACAUCAGUGCACUGCUCAUCCAUAUCCAUGAUGUUCAUAGCCAUUGAACGCUACCGCAUACUAGUGUGUAAUCUGCACCCAACCCAUCACACCUACAUCUUCGGCCACACCAUAUCCAUGGCAUUCAUACUUCUCGGCAUUUGGCUCAUGUCGGCGCUCAUAUCCAUACCGCACGGCAUCUACAACCAGGUGGUCGAGUACGACAACAUCGGACACCAUCUGAUCCGCUGCCGAGUGGUAUACCCGGAGCCCCGGGACCUCUUCCGGCAACGGCUGACUCUCCUGUCAUUUAUGACACAGUAUUUGAUACCAAUUGUGUUGACCUGUGGUUGUUAUCUACGGAUCGGCCUAUUCUUGUGGCAGCGAAAGAUCAUUGGCGUCAUCAGUGAGAUCCAGAGAACUACUAUCAUCAGGAUUAAGAGGCGUAGGAUCAAGAUGUUGGUGCUCGUGGUGGUCGUGUUUGCCAUAUGUUGGCUGCCGUUGAAUAUCUACCACUUGUUGACGGACUUCGAUGCCAUCGACUACUCCCUCACCGUAUUCUUCAUCACCCAUUGCUUCGCUAUGUCCAGCGUUUGUUACAAUCCAUUCAUCUAUUGCUGGCUCAACAAGAAAUUCAAGCAAAGGGUAAAGAAUCUCAUGUAUUGUGUGUCCACUCGUAGCCAACAAAGCGUUUCCAUACCAUUGAAUACAUUCUUCGAUGUCGUCGAUGUCGGUCCAGAAAUCAUUGAAUCCAGUGUUGGAGAUAAUCAUUGAUACAAUCGUUAAAGGCUUAGACAUUCAACGAAUAUAUGAAUAAAAGUGAAUUCAAUAUGAAUAGGAAUUUUUGGAGAGAGAGAGAGAGAGAAAGAGAGAGAGAGA